Molecule: messenger RNA, 1295 nt
Organism: Notothenia coriiceps (black rockcod)
Lineage: Eukaryota; Metazoa; Chordata; Actinopteri; Perciformes; Nototheniidae
Gene: st3gal4
Product: ST3 beta-galactoside alpha-2,3-sialyltransferase 4
Exons: 10
Coding region: 420-1280 (286 amino acids)
Biological process (GO): glycolipid biosynthetic process
Molecular function (GO): sialyltransferase activity
Source: RefSeq, a predicted model, not a curated record
GAGAGAAAAGGGAACGCGCUGUAACAGAGAGAGAGAGCAAACCGCUAUAUGUGCCUGCGGAGUUCAUGCUACUCAGAUCAACUGAAAACUACGCCAUGGUUCCUCUAACUGGUGUCGAGGGAUGAACUUUGAUUUCCACAUCCUGUCACAACUUCUACCCGGGUUUGUGUGCGCGCUGCAAGCUGGGUAUAUCUCUCGAUUUCCCAGGCAGCGUGUCAUCAAACGCAACGUGAAUUUGUUCCUAAAUCAUUGUACAGUACAACAGGCUCGCUCCACGGAUUAAAGCUCAUCUGUCGGGCAGCGCUGCUGGGAGAGGCCCAGACUCACUACAUCUGUACCACUGAGGACAUAUUCAUUGGAAAUGAAAGAGGGAAAAGGAUAAUCAUGCACUGUGUAGACAGGAGAGGACUAAGGAGCACAUGAAGAUGUCCCAGAAGGCAACUAAAACAUGGUGCCUUAGGCUUCUCCCAGUGCUCUUCUUCUUCAUCUCCUUUGUCACAUACUACUACUCCUUUGCCAUACUUCAGAGCUACGGAGGCACCAACAAGUCUCCGAACAGUAGCAAGUCGCUGUGUGCUGGCUGGCUAUCCCAAAAGAAGUGGGAGAGCCUUAACUUUAACAUUAGCAGACAGACUCGGCUCUUUCUGAAGCUGGAGGAUUUCUUCUGGAGGGAGCAUCUGUCAAAGCUGGCAUUACCUUAUGGCAUUAAGGGCAGUGAACUACUGCUACUGCAAAUCCUUGCUGUUACCGCAAAUUAUCAGGUGCCAGAAAACAUUGAAAACCUGGAAUGCAGAACCUGUGUAGUCGUGGGCAACGGCUUUGCCAUCAAAAACAGCUCGUUGGGAGGCAUCAUCAACAAAUAUGACGUGGUGAUUCGGUUGAACAAUGCCCCAGUGAGAGGAUACGAGGAGGACGUGGGGAAUAAGACCACUAUGAGGUUUUUCUACCCUGAGUCGGCCUCGUACAACCCGGGUCUGAACAACGAGCCCGGCACGCUCAUGGUCCUGGUGCCUUUCAAACCGCAGGAUCUCCGCUGGUUCAAAGAGAUCCUCUAUAACGAGAAGAGGGUCAGAAAAGGCUUUUGGAGGAGCCCUCCUCAGAUCUGGUUGGGUGACUACAGUAAAAUAAGGGUGCUGGACCCCCACUUUCUGCACCAGACUGCAGACAGACUGCUCCGGAUCCCUCUGCAACCCAAGAGCAAACAGGUCAGAGAUCCACUUACAUGUGUCUGUUUGAGAAUAAUGAACCAUAACUUUGGUGGCAGUCCUUUUUUAAAAUGAGCCUUUUGUGUCAAA